Epinephelus fuscoguttatus (brown-marbled grouper) is the source of this 1485-nucleotide messenger RNA. RefSeq names its product calcium and integrin binding family member 2 (gene cib2). Gene Ontology annotation, molecular function: calcium ion binding. The transcript has 6 exons. The record is from RefSeq and is a predicted model, not a curated record. Lineage: Eukaryota; Metazoa; Chordata; Actinopteri; Perciformes; Serranidae. Bases 285 to 848 code for a protein of 187 amino acids.
CCGACACAAUAACUGGACACUGCGCUACCACUUUUCAUUUUUACACAUGUUUUUUGAAUGCAGCAUCUGCGUUUUACGGCCAUGGCGGACAUCUCCUGUGAGGACAACAACAACAACAACAACAACAGCAGCAACCUGUUUUAUUAAGAGUUUGCAAUGUCGCUGAUCCAUCCUGUGCGGAGACUUUGUCUUUGCCGCGGACCUUUAUAAAUGCCUCUCACUGAGAAAAGGCUUCGGACGUUCAGUGUUGUGAAUGUGGACAAGCAACAAAUGACUUGAUUAAGAUGGGUAACAAGCAAACUAUAUUUACCGACGAGCAACUUGAUGCCUACCAGGACUGUACGUUUUUCACACGCAAAGAAAUUCUGCGGUUGCACGGCAGAUAUCAUGAGCUGGCUCCACAUCUUGUACCAAUGGACUACACCAACGAUCCUGAUUGUAAACUGCCUUUAGCCUUAAUAGUCAACAUGCCAGAGUUAAAGGAAAACCCAUUCCGCAACAGGAUCGUGGAGUCUUUCUCAGAGGAUGGGAUGGGGAAUCUCAGCUUCAAUGAAUUUGUGGACAUGUUCUCAGUGCUCAGUGAAAUGGCUCCUAGAGAACUCAAGGCCAUAUAUGCCUUCAAAAUAUAUGAUUUCAAUGUGGAUAAUUACCUGUGCAAAGAGGACCUUGAAAAGACUCUAAAUAAGCUGACGAAGGAGGAGUUGACUCCUGAAGAGGUGCAGCUGGUGUGUGAGAAAGCCAUCGAGGAGGCGGAUUUAGACGGGGACAACAAACUCUCCUUUGCUGACUUUGAAAAUAUGAUUUCCAGGGCUCCUGACUUUUUAAGUACCUUCCAUAUACGAAUCUGAGAGGGCUACAUGGAGGGUUUCCACGGACGGCAGCAUGGUGAACCUCAGUACUCUACCUGCACCCUGUCUUGGCCGCAGCACAGUGCCUCCCAUCAUCCAAAAAAAGGAAACAUACAUAAAUACGUCUGCGUAGUAAGAAGCAAACUACUGAAUACAGCUUGCUUUGAGCUCUCCAAGGACCCAGAAUUUCUUACUGUAGAUGAAAAUGUGUUUUCCUUUCACCACCUUUAAAGGGCUUGACCUGGAUUGGUCUCUUGUUGGGGGAAAACAUGACUUUGGACUGAUGCAUAAAAUGCUUAUCUACCUAUAUUGCACAUGAGAUACAAACAAGUCUUCCUACAAUGACGGACUGGAUAUUUAGUAUUUAUAAAGCUAAGGACGAAGCUUGAAGUGAAUGAAAGCACAGCACUGGCAUUAAGGGCAUACAGAUAUUUUAUAUGAGCUAUGCAAUAUUUGUACACACAGUGUAUUGCUUUUAAUCAUUUUAGGUUGUGUUUUUUUUUUGUUUUUUUUUUUGCUUGUGGCACUGAUGAUGACAAUCAUAUCUUACUGUUCUCCAGUUUCAUGAAGGGCUCUGUCAUCUGAACAAAUGUUGGUAGCUUUCCUCUGCCUCAGCCAUUACCAUGAGAUAUUAAAU